CUGCCGCUCUUUUGUUUCCGGUUUCUGAAGUUUGCUAAGAGAGUUUAAUUGUAUGCUUUCUUUUGAUUAUUUCAGUUGACUUGUACUUAUAUUUAUGAAUUAACUUACGAUUUUAUUUUAUUAAACGAAUUCAUAACGCGUUUAAUAUAAAAAGAGUGUAAAGUAAUAGUAUAAUAUUCUGAUUACUUGAAAGCCGACAAAAUGACGAUCGGCAAAAAUAAUAAAAUGCUUCAGCAUAUUAACUAUAGAGUUAGAAUCAUUCUUCAAGAUUCAAGAACCUUUAUAGGGACAUUUAAGGCAUUUGAUAAGCAUAUGAAUCUUAUACUUGGAGAUUGUGAAGAAUUUCGCAAAAUUAAACCAAAAAAUACAAAACAACCCGAAACGGAACAAAAGCGUGUUUUAGGCUUUGUACUUUUAAGAGGAGAAAAUAUUGUUUCUCUAACUGUAGAAGGUCCUCCACCUCCGGAGGAAGGAUUGCCUAGAGUACCUAUUCCAGGUGCUGCACCAGGUCCUGGUAUUGGACGACCAGCUGGUCGUGGCAUGCCUGCCAGUAUUGCAGGAGUACCAGCAGGCUUACAAGGACCUGUUAGAGGCAUUGGUGGUCCAUCACAACAAAUAAUGACACCUGGUGGUAGAGGUCAAGUAUCAGCACCACCACAAAUGCAUCCAGGUGGUCCUCCACGUAUGCCUGUAAGUGGACCGCCACCUGGUAUGAUGGGGCCACCACCAGGAAUGAUGGGAAUGCCACCUGGAAUGCCACCCAUGGGGAGAGGCGGCCCACCAAUGGGACCACCAGGAAUGCGUGGCCCACCACCCGGUAUGAUGCGUGGAGGUCCGCCUCCACGUCCAUAUUAAUAAUGAUACUUUGUACAUUAUUAACUGUAUUUUUUGUCAUCACUAGUAUUAAUAAAAUCAUUUUUUGUAAUGUAUGUAUGUAUAUGUACGUGUAUGCUAUGUUUACUGUGGUAUUCGUAAUUUUGUACAAAUGAUAUAGUUUAUUUAAUAAUUUUCUUAAUUAUUCGUAAUAUUACAGAAUUAGUUAGUAA
Molecule: messenger RNA, 1046 nt
Organism: Vespula pensylvanica (western yellowjacket)
Lineage: Eukaryota; Metazoa; Arthropoda; Insecta; Hymenoptera; Vespidae
Gene: SmB
Product: small nuclear ribonucleoprotein-associated protein B
Exons: 3
Coding region: 202-855 (217 amino acids)
Biological process (GO): mRNA splicing, via spliceosome
Cellular component (GO): catalytic step 2 spliceosome; U4 snRNP; U2 snRNP
Molecular function (GO): RNA binding
Source: RefSeq, a predicted model, not a curated record